UCGAGCUCCAGUCCGGACUGUGGGAGAGGUGCUGCUGCUGCUGGAGGAUCCGGAUCUGAAUCUAACCUCGGUGUUCAGUGUUCAGGCUGCGGCUCGUGUUCAGGGUUAUGAUGCUGCUGAGGCUCGGUCUCCUGCUCUGCCUGGUUGCUCUGAGCGGAGCAGCUUCAGUGCGUGUGAGUGUAAAGGCUGGAGAGCCUAACUGUGAGAUUUAUCUUCUCCCCAUCUGCACCCGAGAGUUCAUCCCUGUGUGCGGAUCUGACGGCAAAACCUACUCUAAUGAGUGCAUGCUCUGCCUGGAGAACAUGGAGAAAAGGUCCAGCGUCAGUAUAUUUCGCUCGGGGACGUGCUGAGAGACACAGUUAUCCGUCCCCCAAAAACCAGAGAGACACUUUUACCGUCCAUCCUCUCAGUGUGUCAGAAAACAGAGUUUUAAUAUGGAAAUCUUUAUUUUUAUCUCUUAACUUUUAAUUUUAUCUGUUCUCUUUUAUUCCAACUUAUAAUUAUUGUUAAUAUUUUUUGUUAAUUAAAGGAAGUUUUAAGAUUC
Molecule: messenger RNA, 544 nt
Organism: Astyanax mexicanus (Mexican tetra)
Lineage: Eukaryota; Metazoa; Chordata; Actinopteri; Characiformes; Acestrorhamphidae
Product: trypsin inhibitor ClTI-1
Exons: 4
Coding region: 108-350 (80 amino acids)
Molecular function (GO): serine-type endopeptidase inhibitor activity; protein binding
Source: RefSeq, a predicted model, not a curated record